AGCGAGGAGAAGAGCGGGGCAGCCUCUCAGAUAAAGCCCAGCUGCACACCAGAAGCAUCGUAAACACAGAAGAGUUCUUCAUCCGUGCUGAGCUCCUCAUCAGCAUCACUAGAGCGACAUCUGGAUCGAUUCACUGAUUCUCUGCGCGGUGACGGCCGGAAAGGAUGGGUUUGUGUUGGUUCCUGUUGAGUUUCCUCUUCCAUUCUCUGUACGCCCACAAUGACUUCUUCACUUCUAUUGGUCAGAUGACAGACCUACUGUACACAGAGAAGGACCUGGUGACAUCACUGAAAGAAUACAUCAGACAGGAGGAGAACAGACUAGAGCAGGUUAAAGAAUGGGCAGACAAACUGGACUCCCUGACAAACACAGCCACGCAGGACCCUGAGGGAUUCCUGGGGCACCCGGUCAAUGCCUUCAAGCUGAUGAAAAGACUCAACAGUGAGUGGGGUGAUCUGGAGAGCCUGGUGCUGAAAGACACCACCAACGGGUUUAUCUCUAAUCUAACCAUGCAGAGACAGUUUUUCCCAACAGAAGAGGACCAGACAGGAGCAGCCAAAGCUUUGCUUAGAUUACAGGACACAUACCAGCUGUCUGCCAACACCAUUUCUAAUGGAGACUUGCCUGGUGUUGUGCACAAGAGCCGGAUGACAGUGGCAGACUGCUUUGAGCUGGGGAAGAUUGCUUAUUCUGAGGCAGAUUACUAUCACACAGAGCUCUGGAUGGCUCAGGCCCUCACACAGCUGGAUGAAGGCGAGGAAUCCACCAUAGAAAAGGUCACAGUCAUGGACUACCUGAAUUAUGCUAUCUACCAGCAGGGGGAACUAGAACGAGCCCUGGAACUCACCAAGAGGAUGCUGAAACUGGACCCGAAUCACCAGAGGGCCAAUGGGAACCUAAAGUACUUUGAGUUCCAGCUGGAGAAGCAGAGAAAGGCAGAGGCCGAGAAGAAGGAACAGGAAGAUAAAAAAAGAGAGAAGAAAGUGCUGGACAAACGUGAAGCUCAGAGGAAACGGUCCAAAGACCCUCUGCCAGAGAGGAAGAAAUAUGAAAAGCUGUGCCGAGGAGAGGGAGUCAAACUAACACCCCGCAGACAGAGCCGACUGUUUUGCCGUUACUUUGACAACAACCGUAACCCGCGGUUGCUUUUGGCUCCGGUGAAGCAGGAAGAUGAAUGGGACCGCCCACGUAUUGUCCGUUAUCAUGACAUCAUCUCUGACAGUGAGAUCACGACUGUGAAGGAGUUGGCAAAACCCAGACUAAAGCGAGCCACUGUGCAUGAUCCCAAUACGGGAAAACUGACCACUGCCCAUUACAGAGUCUCCAAGAGUGCUUGGCUGUCUGCAUAUGAGCAUUCUACGAUUGAAAAGAUUAACCAGCGUAUCGAGGAUGUAACAGACCUGGAAAUGGACACAGCAGAAGAGCUGCAGGUUGCAAAUUAUGGAGUUGGUGGUCAGUACGAGCCUCAUUUUGACUUUGGAAGAAAAGAUGAACCAGAUGCCUUUAAAGAACUGGGAACAGGAAACAGAAUUGCCACUUGGCUCUUUUAUAUGAGUGACGUGUCAGCAGGGGGCGCUACAGUCUUUCCAGAUGUUGGAGCAGCAGUGUGGCCUAAAAAGGUGAAAUACCACUAAUAAUGAAUCAUUUUUUAUAAUCU
Molecule: messenger RNA, 1657 nt
Organism: Cyprinus carpio (common carp)
Lineage: Eukaryota; Metazoa; Chordata; Actinopteri; Cypriniformes; Cyprinidae
Product: prolyl 4-hydroxylase subunit alpha-1-like
Exons: 13
Coding region: 165-1634 (489 amino acids)
Biological process (GO): peptidyl-proline hydroxylation to 4-hydroxy-L-proline
Cellular component (GO): endoplasmic reticulum
Molecular function (GO): iron ion binding; L-ascorbic acid binding; protein binding
Source: RefSeq, a predicted model, not a curated record